UAUAAAUAUCUUUUAAAAUAAUUUUUUUGUUAACUUGCAAUCAGUACUAGCAUUUUACAAACCAAAACCCAAAAAGUUGUAUAAUGGGAAAACCAAAUAGUAAAUUAAAACCAACUGAUAUUUUGGAACUUAGAGAGCAGACUGAGUUUACGGAAGAAGAACUUAGUGCGUACUACAAAGAUUUUUGUAAAGAGUAUCCAAGUGGCUCGCUUACGUGUGACGAGUUCAAAGAAAUGUACCAGCGUUUUUUUCCUGACGGAGACGCUAAUGCAUUUGCUCAACACGUGUUUUCCUCUUUUGAUGAAAAUGGAGAUGGAAAAAUUGAUUUUCGAGAGUUUGUGUGUGGUUUAAGUGUCACUAUUCGAGGAAACAUAGAUCAGAAAUUAAAAUGGGCAUUUUCAAUGUACGAUCUAGAUAAAAAUGGGUGGAUAUCGGAAGAUGAAAUGUUAGAAAUAGUUAGUGCUAUUUAUAGAAUGCUAGGUACAAAGUCAUUUCAAGAUACACCUGCGCAAAAGGUUAAAAAAAUGUUUUCUGCAAUGGACGUUAAUAAAGAUGGUAAACUUACUUUUAAAGAAUUUUUAUGCGGCUUUAAAGCCGAUCCUUCUCUUAUAAAUCUGCUCAGCGGUCGAAGUUAAAUAAUGGUAACUUUGCAACCUCAACUCAGUGAAAAUGCAAUGAAGUAAAUAUUGUAAUAUUUGAUAAUCAGAAAAUGAAAGAU
Messenger RNA from Hydra vulgaris (swiftwater hydra), 718 nucleotides. RefSeq names its product neurocalcin homolog. Gene Ontology annotation, molecular function: calcium ion binding. The record is from RefSeq and is a predicted model, not a curated record. Lineage: Eukaryota; Metazoa; Cnidaria; Hydrozoa; Anthoathecata; Hydridae.